Lates calcarifer (barramundi perch) is the source of this 2313-nucleotide messenger RNA. RefSeq names its product rhomboid domain containing 3 (gene rhbdd3). NCBI's taxonomy places the organism in Eukaryota, Metazoa, Chordata, Actinopteri, Centropomidae. Gene Ontology annotation, molecular function: protein binding; serine-type endopeptidase activity. The record is from RefSeq and is a predicted model, not a curated record. The transcript has 5 exons. Bases 455 to 1537 code for a protein of 360 amino acids. Gene Ontology annotation, cellular component: membrane.
GACGAUAAUGCGCUUUUACGCUAAAUUGCCAACCGCCAAUAAACACAAAGAAGAAGACUACGUCACGUACGUAACGUGACGUACGUAACAUAGUAAGGAAGUGGGCAUUCUUUAAGCCUUGUAAAUAUUUGUACCCUGGGAGUUUUCUUACUUCUUUACUUUUUACACAUAAAACGCUUUUAUGACUCGUGUUUUACGAAUUUGAUCAUUUUAGAGCAUCAGUUAAACCUAUAGGCUCCUCGUACGAUUUCAGUGUCGUUGGCAGAGAGGAUGUGACAAGACAAAUCGUAGAGGACUUUGCAGCCAGUUUUAGAUUGAUACUGUUAUUAUUUCUAAGUAGCCUUUUCAUUUCUUCAAGACGGGGUGCUUGUUAUGAGCAGCAACAGAUGUUUGUUCACAAGAGCUGUGCCCCAAAAGGUCAAGUGAGUGGAGAAACUGCAGCUGCUAUCAAAUAAUGCUCAGUCGCAUGAUGUCAGUAUGGUUUUGGUUUGGAUCAGAUCGUCCUGGAUUCUGUCUGGGAACAUCUUCAAUGAUAACGCUGAUGCUUCUGGUUUAUGCUGGAGGCAUCCAGGCAAGUCUCAGUGUAGGUCCAGGUGGAGACUUCCCAAGGUUUAGAGAUCUUUUCCUUUACGCUCUCAGUCAUGAUGACCUGCCCUCUCUGCUGGUCAGUGUUGCUCUCCUGCUGCUGGUCGGACCAUGUCAGGAGCGUCGAUGGGGAACAGUCGCCUUCCUCGUCCUCUCCAUUCUGACAAUGGCCAUAUUACCUUUUCUUUACACCCUGGUCCUCUUCGUUGGUGGUGGUGAGGCGAGUCGGAUCUGCGGUUACUCUGGCAUCCAGCUGGCUCUGUUUACAGCGCAGUGUCGUCAGGUGACACAGAGGAGGCUGCUGAGGUGUUUGCCAGUAUGGUUUCUCCCCUGGAUGCUUCUACUGAUUGGUCUGCUGCUACUGCCAGGGACACCUGCCCUGCUUCACUUCUGCGCAAUAUGUAUUGGACACAACUAUCGUCAGCCCUUCAUUGGGACAUUACAGGAGCUGGAGGAGGCCAGGGUCUUGGAUGUCAUUCCUGAUUGGGCAUAUGUUCCCACCUCAGCCAGGCUCAGACUGCCCACCUACACUACCUCACAGAGAUCCGGAUCACUUUCUCAGAUGAUGCCUGUAGGUCAGGCAGCUGCUCCUCCCACGAGGGACCUCUCUAUUCUCAAUCACCACCCUUGGAUGGAGCCAUCGCCCGCCUGGAUGAUGGAGGAGUCCGCUGCAGUGUCUGAGGCAGAGGCGCUGGAGGAGCAGAUGCUAAGGGCAGGGAUACUGGCCUCAUUACAGGAUGCUCCUGAUAACCCUGAUGCAAAAGUGGAAGUUCAUAAAUCAUCAGUUUCUUCUUUGCGACUCCAGCAGCUGGAGAAGAUGGGCUUCCCUACAGAAAAAGCUGUAGUGGCAUUAGCAGCCUCAAAACAGCUAGAUGGCGCCAUCUCUCUGCUCAUCGACGACAGCGUUGGGGAACAAGCUGUGGUAGUUUCAAAGGGAAAGCCACCACAGUAGACAACUUCACACUACCGGACUGAAUCUGUAACAGUAUUUGCACUUGUGCAGUAAACUGGAUAUAAAUAAUGCUUGGGUUUUGCUGAGCUUAACUAUUGUACUUUUUCCCUGUGGGCGUCUUGUUCAACUAUUACAAUGAUAAGAAUUCACAUGGAAAAGAGGGGCCUAAAUGCAAACUUGAUUAUUUGACACAGUUUCUGUAGCUGCACAUAAAAUGUACAUUGGAGAGAGUGGAUGUAAUUUAUUUACAUUGCGAUACUGUUUAAAUCAAUAUUGUUGUGCCACAAAUAAAGACAGGUGACUUGUUUAAAAAACAACAAACAUUAUUUUAUUACACCGAUCAUCUAGACAGGAUUAUCUUAACACAAUAACACAUUUGCAAGAAAAAAAGUUCAAAAUAUGAAAUGGUUACACAACAGCAUACAAAAUAAACUACAAUUGAUCAUUUUUAAAUAGUUUCACAAUAAGUUUGAUAUAAGAUGAAAAAACAAUUAUCAAGUCUUUUCAUCAGGACAGUUUAAGCAGUCUAGGUUUACCAACACAGCAGUGGUAAAAAAUAUGUUCAAGUUCUGUUAACAGUUUUGCUAUUUCCUGUGUGUGUGUGUGCUUGUGUUAAACAUCUUAAAAUGUACAGCCAGGUUUCAUUUCAACAUGUCCUUUUACCAGAAUGCAACAUUAUUUAUGACUGUUUCGGUUUAUAUGCAGCCAAACCCAAAUGCAAAUGUUAGUGCAUUUUUUUGUGCUGAUUAAAUGUAAAUAUACUAUUGUUCAUUAAA